This is a messenger RNA of Carica papaya (papaya), 615 nucleotides long. Its product is annotated as Thioesterase superfamily protein. Gene Ontology annotation, molecular function: fatty acyl-CoA hydrolase activity. Lineage: Eukaryota; Viridiplantae; Streptophyta; Magnoliopsida; Brassicales; Caricaceae. The record is from RefSeq and is a predicted model, not a curated record.
AAUUGCAGCAAUUAAUAAAUUGAUAAAACUACUCCUGUUCUCUGAGCCACCAGAGCGAAGAGCGUCCAUCAAUCUGCUCAGUUUCAGAGAAGAAAGGAAGGAAAUGGAUUUCGAAGCUGUGAAGAAGCUUUUGGAGAAGGAACGAGGUGAGGACGACAAGAACGCAACCAUCAUACCAAAUAUGCCUUCGAGAUUUUUCGAGCGAUUUAUAAUGCAGGGCCUUCGCAUCGAUCUCAUCGAACCUGGCCGCAUUAUUUGUUCCAUGAAAGUACCCUCUCGCUUGCUGAAUUCUGCUGACACUCUUCACGGUGGGGCUACGGCGACUCUUGUGGACUUAGUGGGUUCGGCUGUGAUUUUCACUCAUGGAGCCUCCGUUACCGGAGUUUCAGUAGAGAUUAAUGUUUCAUUCUUGGAUGCGGUUUACGUUGAUGAGGAAAUUGAGAUUGAGGCAAAGACUUUACGUAUCGGGAAGGCUGUUGGUGUUGUCAGUGUGGAGAUCAGGAAAAAGAAAACUGGGAAAAUUGUCGCUCAGGGGCGCCAUACCAAGUACCUUGCUGUCACUAGUAAGAUAUAGACUUUUCUUUUGGGCAACCUCUUACGGAGCCUGUGAUUGGG